UGGAUUGAGUUGUUUACACACGAUAACUUUAAUACAGUUGCGAAGCUGCUGCCCAAUGGCCAUGGCCUUUCAGAUUAUAGCUUCUUCUUCACCAACGAUUACACAAUCUCGCCUUCUCUCUUUCCCUCCUCUGCAAUCUUCCUGUAAAGCUUCGAGCUUUAAGCUCUCCUCAUGGGCUUCUCUCCUGGGUUCUUCUUCUCGUUUCUCUCCCUACGUUGGCUUAAAGCAUAUGGGCAUCUCCAUCUCCCCGAAAUCUUCAAACCCAGAGAAGAAGAGAAGAUGUAAUAACGGUUUAGUGAUUCGUGCGUCUUUGUUUGGUGUUGGAGCACCUGAGGCUUUGGUUAUUGGUGUUGUCGCUUUGUUAGUCUUUGGUCCUAAAGGCCUUGCAGAGGUAGCUAGAACUCUUGGGAAAACACUGCGUACAUUUCAGCCCACCAUUAGAGAGCUACAGGAUGUUUCAAGAGAUUUCAAAAGCACACUUGAGCGUGAAAUUGGACUCGAUGAAAUCUCAACGCCAGAUGUGUACAACCAGAACAUAAUGAACACUGCUCGUCCUCCUCCACCAUCUGUUAGAAACAUUGAAGAUCCUUUGACUGCAAGUGAGCCCAAUGAUGCUCAAUCACCAAAAGCUUACACAGCCGAGGAUUACCUCAAGAUCACUGAAGAGCAGCUCAAAGCUUCAUCUCCUGGUAAAAGCCAAACAGAGGAUCAAACUCAGACUCAAGAGCCGCUGCAACCACCAGCGGUACAAAGCCAGCCUGAAGUUACAUUGAGAGAGACCAUGGCUGCAUCUCCACCAAUGCAAGAUUGAAAGGCACCAAAAGCAUAAACAUCAAGGUCACAUAAAGAUCAAAUAGUGCAUACUGCAUAGAGGCGCAUCGCCUAUCAAGAUCAAAAACUAGUCAACAUGCCACAUGACAGUAUAUUAAUGAAUAUUCUAUUUGUAUCCAUGACUAAAACGUUUUGACACGCGUGUCAUUAACCAAAUCACAUUUUAGUUAAUUAAAUCUUAUUGAGGUGAACGGCAGAGUUAUUCCAAAUGGUACAAACAUCUGGAUUGAUGUGGUGGCGAUGCACCACGACCCCGAGUUGAGAACUAGAGUAAGGCAGUACAAAUGGUCAAAAUCUUGGCGAUUCAAGUUCAAGGACAAGUCAAUGGAACACACAUUAUCAACUGGUCUCUGGUUUGUACGGUGAUAAUCAGAUGCUUCUAGAUGAUAUAGUUGAGGAAGGCUCAGUCCUAGUGGAGAAGUUUGCCUCAGUAGAGAUAUAUAACAAAGCUCGUUUACUGCUGAAGUUGAUUCAUAUGGAGUUCAUUGGAGGCAAAGCCCGUGACAAUGGGCUGUUAGUUGCAGGUCAAAUCAAGAUUUAUGUGUGAAUUCUCACAGAAAGAUUAACAUAAGAGACGAGCUCAGUUCAAAGAAGAAGCGUAAGUGUGGUAAGUUUUGUGGCAUUUCAAGUACAAACACAAUACUCGAGACAAAGACGAGCUUGAUACCAGUCACCUAAACCUGUUCUUGGGACAAAGAGAAAUAACCAUGGAAGGACUUGCUUACCCUCAUAACCAUGGAAGUUAUAAGGAGCUUACACCACUUGUAGAGCAGAUUUCUAGAGAUCCGACCGAAGCUGGAUACAAGUUGGCCUCUUAAUGUACUCAGCUCACAAAGAAAAUAUUAUGAAUGAGUUUGUAUCCAGUGAUCAUAUACGCUUGAGACUGCUUCUAUGGGGAGCUAUUAAAGAUUUGACGCUCUCAGGACGUGACCUUUAAGAAGUUUCUAAACAAAUAACAAGUUGUUAUUAACAACCAAACCAAAAAUGAGCAGCGUUACAAAUUUCUUAUCGAACCAGCCAAUCUGUUUUCAUUAGUUGAGUUUUGAAUUGUGUAUAAAAGAAUAAACUAAAUUAAGUAAAAAAUCAUACUCUAUAAUUUUGGUUUGACUAUAAUAUAAGGAAGAUAUUUUUGAAAACGGUUUUCAUCCUUUACUAGAAGUUACCUUUUGUGUAUGUUUGGGUUUCUAUAUGUAGUCUAAACAAAGAGGGAUUUAUGAAAGAAAAAAAAAAGGCUGAGCAAAGCAAAUAUCAUAGCUAGGAAGUAUCAUUCAAAGGACAUAUCACCAUGAAGACUUUAAUCGUAUUUGUUUUUGCUGCUAUGUUCUUCAUAUCCUCGAUCCACUAUGGUGCAACAGCCGCUACUACUCCAAAUUUUAAGGAUAUCGAAUGCUUCAGCGGAACAGAAGCAUGCUUCUAUGGAGGCGACAGAAUCUGCACUGCAUUUUGUAAAGAACAUAAAUUUUUUUAUGGUUUGUGUACUCCUCAUGCAUGUUGUUGUCAUAUCCCAACAGGUUCGAGAUGAAAUGAGCUAAUCAUAUGUUUUGUAAUAUCUAUACAUAUGAUCUCAAUCGAAAUCAAUAAACUCUACUAAAUCAAA
This is a messenger RNA of Brassica rapa (field mustard), 2428 nucleotides long. RefSeq names its product sec-independent protein translocase protein TATB, chloroplastic. Gene Ontology annotation, biological process: protein transport. NCBI's taxonomy places the organism in Eukaryota, Viridiplantae, Streptophyta, Magnoliopsida, Brassicales, Brassicaceae. The record is from RefSeq and is a predicted model, not a curated record.